AUUCACAGGCCGAACAGUCAUGGUUUAAAAGGCAUUUUUUGAAAACGAUUUCGUUUCAAGUAUCGGAAGUGAUUGCCGCAAGCUAUGACGACCAUUCGAGGUCUUAAAUCGACCGAAUCCGCAAGACCUAGGCCUGCUCCAACGGGGUUCAAUAUUCUAGGAGGCUUAGAGAAUGCCAUAAUAGGUGCUGAUUUUACCCUCUCUUCCCUUUGUACGCAUGUACUUUCACUUCGGUCCUCGCGCCUUCUUGUCGCUUGUUGUCUCCAAAGUACUUGUAAGGGUAUCCGUAUUGGUUUAACCGCCAACCUUAGAGCUUAUUGAAACCUAUCACGACCUCAAUCCUACAAUCAUCGAUGAGUUACAUGAUGACCCGUCUCCCCUGGAGUUUAUGCGCUAUGUCUCUCGGAAUAGGCCAUUCGUUGUUCGAAAGGGUGCCAGUUCGUUUCCUGCCUUCCAAAAAUGGAACGCGGACUACCUCAGCUCGACAAUGAAGGACCUGCCAGUCAAGGUCGCACGUACACCUUGUGGUAAUGCCGAUUCCGUACUUCCAAUCGGGAAUGAAGGCCAUGUUUUCAUAAAACCCCACGAGAUCGAACAGCCGUUUCGCCAUGUCCUUGAGAAGAUCCAGGAGCAGGAACUGUGUCCUGGUCGUUUUGCAGGGCCGACGUGCUACGCUCAAACGCAGAAUGACAAUCUGAGAAAUGAGUACGCUUCACUCUUCGACGACGUACCCAAGUCCAUACCCUUUGCACGUGUCGCUCUAGAGAAGGAACCUGAUGCAAUCAAUUUUUGGCUCGGCAAUUCUCAUUCUACGACAGCACUCCACAAAGACAACUACGAAAACAUAUACGUCCAGAUCAUAGGCCAAAAGCAUUUCGUACUCCUUCCGCCAGUUGAGAGUCCUUGUGUGAACGAGAAAAGCCUCCUCGCAGCAACAUACAAGCCUCGAGAUAUCGAGUUAUCCGAAGAAGACCUCAUUGUACAGAUUGAUGAACCGAAAGAAUACGUCCCUUUUGCUACCUGGGAUCCUGAUGCUAGGGAACAGAAUGGAACCACUUACUCCCCGUACUCUCGGCCGCUGAGGGUCACGCUGUCUGAGGGAGACAUGCUGUACCUGCCUGCUUUGUGGUAUCAUAAAGUAUCACAAACAUGCUCAUCGGAGGGCAUAUGUUGUGCGGUCAAUUAUUGGUACGACUUGGACUUCAGUGGUUCGUUCUGGGCGAUGUCGAACUUUGUGAGAGGGGCAGGAUUGGUUAGUCUGCAGCAAAAUUAAAUGGCAGGAAAUCUAAGUCUGGAAGAAUAAUUCAAGGCAAUGCAACAUAGGUACUUCGAAUUCUAUAUGGG
Aaosphaeria arxii CBS 175.79 is the source of this 1344-nucleotide messenger RNA. Its product is annotated as Clavaminate synthase-like protein. The transcript has 2 exons. The record is from RefSeq and is a predicted model, not a curated record. Bases 389 to 1273 code for a protein of 294 amino acids. NCBI's taxonomy places the organism in Eukaryota, Fungi, Ascomycota, Dothideomycetes, Pleosporales. Gene Ontology annotation, molecular function: 2-oxoglutarate-dependent dioxygenase activity.